UUAGAUUAGAUAGUUCCCAUUCUCCUCUAAGUUCCUUCUUCUUCCCAUGGAGAUUGGGUAACUCACCAAUACCAUCAUCAACAUAAUAAUAAUAAUCAUCGUCAUUGUUAAACUGAAAUUCACAUUGCAUUAAUUGCAUUGCAUUGGAUUAUAUACAUACAAAAAUCGAUAUAUAUAUUUUUGUAUAUAAUCCAAUUCAAUCCAAUUCAUACAUUUUAUUAAUUCAUCAAUUUAUUAAUUCAUAAUCAAACUCUGAGUAUCAUCCAUGGGGAGUUGCGUAUCAACACAAGGCAAAAAUGGCAUCCGAAAGAGAUCAAAAGAUCACCACAACAACAACAACAACAACAAACACGUCAAAACCGCAUUCGAUCAAGACCACGAAGCUCCAACGCCGACGGCGCGUAGAUCAAGCGUGACAUCGCGUCCACUAAACGUCGUGACAAAUCCAAGUGCGGGUAGCAUAUUCGAUAAAUACGAGCUGGGAAAAGAGCUUGGGAGAGGCGAAUUCGGCGUGACAGUGCGUUGCGUGGACCUGCAGACGGGUGAGGCAUUUGCGUGUAAGAAGAUAGCGAAGACGAAGCUGAGAACGGAGAUUGAUAUUCAGGAUGUGAGGAGGGAGGUUCAGAUUAUGAAGCAUUUGCCUCAUCAUCCGAAUAUUGUUGCGUUUCGUGAAGCUUAUGAAGAUAAAGAUGCUGUUUAUCUAGUUAUGGAAUUGUGCGAAGGUGGUGAACUUUUCGAUAGGAUUGUUGCUAAAGGUCAUUAUACAGAAAGAGCUGCUGCGAAUGUAGCGAAAACCAUUCUUGAAGUUUGCAAGGUGUGUCAUGAGCAUGGUGUGAUACAUAGGGACUUAAAGCCUGAAAAUUUCUUAUUUUCAGAUGCAAGUGAGACAGCCUCACUUAAGGCAAUUGAUUUUGGACUUUCCACUUUUUAUGUAACUGGCGAUAGAUUCAAUGAAAUUGUUGGAAGUCCUUAUUACAUGGCUCCGGAAGUUUUGAGACGAAACUAUGGACAAGAGAUCGAUAUAUGGAGCACCGGCGUUAUUCUUUAUAUUUUGCUUUGUGGUGUUCCACCCUUUUGGGCAGAAACUGAAGAAGCCAUAGCGCAGGCGAUAAUCCGGGGUAAUGUAGAUUUCACAAGAGAUCCUUGGCCUAAAGUUUCUGAAGAAGCAAAAUCCCUUGUUAAGCGUAUGCUUGAUCCAAAUCCAUACACUAGAAUCACAGUUCAAGAAGCUCUUGAUCAUUCUUGGAUACAACAUAGGGAGCAUGGUAGAAAUGUUUCUCUUGGAGACCAUGUGAGAAUGAGGAUCAAGCAAUUCUCCUUGAUGAAUAGAUUCAAGAAGAAAGUCCUUAGAGUGGUGGCUGAUAAUUUGCCGGAUGAUCAAAUUGAUGGACUUAGAAAACUGUUUGAUAUGAUGGAUAAGGACAAUGAUGGACUCUUAACAUUUGAAGAGCUGAAAGAUGGCUUUUCAAUGAUUGGACAAGUUAUUCCUGAUCCUGAUAUUCAGACCUUAAUCGACGCUGCAGAUUCGGAUGGAAACGGCAACUUGAAUUGCGAAGAGUUCAUCACAAUGAGUGUUCAUUUGAGAAGGAUAGGAAAUGAUGAGCAUCUCUCAGAAGCAUUCGAUUUCUUUGACAAGAAUAAGAGCGGAUACGUUGAGUUUGACGAGUUAAAGGAUGCCUUAUCAGAUGAUGAUUCGACCGACGACCAGGUGGUUAGAGACAUUCUAAACGAUGUUGAUUUGGAUAAGGAUGGUCGAAUAAGUUUUGAGGAGUUUAAGGCAAUGAUGACGACAGGAGGAGAUUGGAAAAUGGCUUCUCGACAGUAUUCAAGAGCAAUGCUAAAUGCAUUAAGCUUCAGAAUGUUUAAAGACAAAUCUGCUGGAGUAGUAAUUAACUGAAUAUUUAACUGAAUUCAAAUUUCAUGUGGGGGCCAAGUUCCAAAUUCCGAGUUCAUAUGAUAUGAUGCAGAGCACUGUAUGCAUUUAUAUAUGUUGUAAUAUUUUGAGCAGUGUACAGUUUGAAGAGUGUAAAUGGAAGAAUAGGCCUCAUUGGAAGAAAAAGAAAUUGAGGAUCUCUUGUCAUAUAUAGUCAUCUCUGUUAACAUUAAUUAUUUAAUAA
This is a messenger RNA of Lathyrus oleraceus (garden pea), 2117 nucleotides long. RefSeq names its product calcium-dependent protein kinase 24. Gene Ontology annotation, molecular function: ATP binding; protein kinase activity; calcium ion binding. Gene Ontology annotation, biological process: protein phosphorylation. The transcript is spliced from 8 exons. Bases 266 to 1897 code for a protein of 543 amino acids. The record is from RefSeq and is a predicted model, not a curated record. Lineage: Eukaryota; Viridiplantae; Streptophyta; Magnoliopsida; Fabales; Fabaceae.